This is a messenger RNA of Moesziomyces antarcticus, 753 nucleotides long. Its product is annotated as RNA-binding domain-containing protein. Bases 1 to 753 code for a protein of 250 amino acids. The transcript has 3 exons. The record is from RefSeq and is a predicted model, not a curated record. Gene Ontology annotation, cellular component: nuclear cap binding complex. Gene Ontology annotation, biological process: mRNA cis splicing, via spliceosome. NCBI's taxonomy places the organism in Eukaryota, Fungi, Basidiomycota, Ustilaginomycetes, Ustilaginales, Ustilaginaceae. Gene Ontology annotation, molecular function: RNA cap binding.
AUGUCGCACAUCCUCGAGCCGCUCGAUGCGCCAUCAUCGUACCGCGACUCGCGCUCGCACAGCUCCAAGCACGAGCAGCAGCAAGCUUUGCGCCAAACUGCGACGCUCUACCUGGGCAAUCUGUCGUUCUACACGACCGAGGAGCAGAUCUACGAGGUCUUCGGGCGCGUUGCCAACGUCGGUGCGGGCGGCGGCAUCAAGCGCAUCAUCAUGGGGCUGGACCGCAACCAGAAGACGCCGUGCGGGUUUGCGUUCGUCGAGUUCUACACUCACGCCGAGGCGGUCGACUGCAUGCGCUACGUCUCGGGCACCAAGCUCGACGAACGCGUCAUCCGGUGUGACCUGGAUCCCGGUUAUAAGGAGGGCCGACAGUACGGGCGCGGUCGAAGCGGCGGUCAGGUGAGGGACGAGUACCGCCAGGAGUACGAUGCAGGCAGGGGUGGGUGGGGACAUAAUAGGCUGAGGGAGGAGGAGGAGAGGAAGAAGAUCGAGGCAGAACAGCAGAGGAGGCUCGAGAGGGAGCAGUUGUAUCAGGAGCAGGCGGGCAUGGAUUCGGGCGGUGGAGGUCUCGUGCCGGAGGGCGCAGAGCAUUUGUACGAUGAACUCGAGGCAGAUGCAAGAGGCCACGCUGCCCCCACAGCCGCGCCGCAUGCCAAGAGAGAGAGGAGCUACGACCAAGAGGACCAGGAACUCUAUGGCAAGUCUGAAAAGAACCCCAGAUUCAGGGACGACGACAACGACGACGACGUCUAA